GUUCCGAGGUCAGAAACAAAAGACUUCCGUAAUCUCGACAGAAGGCACUGCUCUCUGUUUCCAGACAUGAAGGUGGUGCUGCUGGCGGUGCUGUUGGUGUUGGCCGCGAGGGAAGACACGGCCCAGGCCCAGAAAGCUCUCAGACUCUGUGGCCGUGAGUUUUUUCGGGCAGUCGUCUACACAUGUGGGGGCUCCAGAUGGAGGCGGGGCCAAACCGAGGAUCCCCUUAAUGGUUAUGAAGUUGGGACUGAUGUGGAGUCACUGACCUCUGCAGGAAUGGAUCGAGUAAGAAGAGAGGCCUAUGAAGCGCUGCCCUCCACGUGCUGUAAAGUGGGUUGCAGAAAAAGUGAUCUUGUUCUCAUGUGCUGAGAAACACUCCCAACAUCGUCAUCUUCUCUGUGCAAAAUGCAUUUAAAAUAUUGUUUUUCAGAGGGCUUGAAUUACAUAGAAACUCUCAAAGUUAAAAUGGUUUUAAAAUGAACAUUUGAAAAAUGUUCAGAUGUUGUUUUCCAAGAAAUUCUUCAAAUGCAAAAAAAAAAAAAAAGUAUUUAUUUAAAAUGAGGUAACAUUUAAAGAGGACUAAUACUCAAUAGAAAGGAAUGUUGUCUUUUUAGAGGCACUAUUAAGGAAACAGUUCACCUUAAAAUAAAAAAAAAAAAAAAAAAAAACACCCUCUGUUGUUCAGAACCCAUAGCCUACUUUUUGCUGUCUGAAAUAUACAUUGGGAAUUGUUUCAUUAUAUGCAUAUACUAUAUGUAUACUUGGUCUAUAUGUGUCCCAAAACAUAGUUAAGUGGUUAAAUGUUUAUGAAGUUAAAUGGUUACGAACCUGAACUAAUGUUUUUAAAAAUGUUGUUAAAAAGGUUUAAAUCUAGAAGCAGGUACAAAUUCUAGAUUAGAAAAUCUGUAUUUUUUUUUUAUUAUUAUUUAUAGUCUACCCAAUAUUGUAUUUUAUGGAAUAUAUCCAAUAUCAGGAGAUACCAAAUGUAAAAUUGAGAAUAAAAGCAUUUUGAACAUUUUGUUUAUUUGAGUCCUUAUUUGUUGGGAAAUAGCAAUAAAUACAUUUUUAAAUUCCUGAA
Cyprinus carpio (common carp) is the source of this 1078-nucleotide messenger RNA. It is a transcript of the gene insl5b, whose product is annotated as insulin like 5b. Gene Ontology annotation, cellular component: extracellular region. Gene Ontology annotation, molecular function: hormone activity. The record is from RefSeq and is a predicted model, not a curated record. NCBI's taxonomy places the organism in Eukaryota, Metazoa, Chordata, Actinopteri, Cypriniformes, Cyprinidae.